AUGCAAACCCGAGACUCGCACGUGCAGGAUCCAGCGCAUCCAGUCGGAAGCGAUUGGUUGAACCCUGAAAUCAUGGCGAACCAGGAAAUCAACAACGGGGCCUCGGCUAUCUACCGAGCCCUUAAGAACCCUCUGAUCCUCGAACUCAUCCUGAAGUGGAUUUCUAGGGAUGAGGGAUGGUGGCCAGAUCCCGAACGACUGCGAAACCUUCGAGAGGAGAACCCGCAUUAUUCGGAGGACGAUCAUCAGCACUACUUUGGUGCGAAGGGCGUGCUAGUACGCUGCGCUCAGGUGAGCAGACAGUGGCAUUACGAAGCGGCGCGAGUCCUCUGGCGUGAAUGGAAGCAAUUUGAGUUUUGGCAUUAUCCUUUUGUGACGAUGUUCGAGAAGAUUGAGCCAGCUCGCCGACAAUUCUAUGCUGAAUUGAUUCAUCAUGUUGAAGUGUACGCCGUUGAAAGAGAGGAGCUGCAUCAGUCGGUCACAGGGGUAUUCGAUGGCUUAUGCUUUUCAAAUCUCGAGAGUCUCACGCUCCUUGUGGCUGGAGAGCCCACCCCACGAGACGACAGGGUAGAGAUUCCGAUCUUUCACGCCCCAAGAUUGAUAACUCUUUCGUUCGACCCUUACUAUGGGUACGACCCAGAGACGUAUGGCGUCGGUCAAGAUGAAUGGAAGCAGCUCUUUGAUAUCGUCACGGUCCGCUUUCCAGAUGUCGAGAACAUCUCAUUUCUUGACCAGGCCGAGGUGUGUUCGGGCGAAAUUAAGAAUUUCCGGGAUCGGCUUCCUCGCCUGAAGAAAUUUGAUAUCCUAUCUGUGGUAGACUACGAAGACUUAUAG
Molecule: messenger RNA, 834 nt
Organism: Penicillium robsamsonii
Lineage: Eukaryota; Fungi; Ascomycota; Eurotiomycetes; Eurotiales; Aspergillaceae
Exons: 2
Coding region: 1-834 (277 amino acids)
Source: RefSeq, a predicted model, not a curated record